AUGCAUUCAUCAAAAGAAAAUUUAUGUAUUAAUGAUCAAUUAGGUCUUGAUAAACAAGAUAAUCGUCCAGAUAUUGAUUCACCAACACGUAGUUAUGCAAUUAUUGAAACAAAUCCAAAUGAAUUAGAUCAUAUUAUUGAUCUUCUUCGACAAUUUUUUCCGAAGACAAAAGUUAUUGAAUAUAGUAAUCAAAAUCAUUCGCCAAAUCCAACAAUUCCACAACAACAACAACAAAUAUCCUUUGAAUCAAUUUGUAAUUCUCCUUUUUCAAUAUUAUCAAAAUCAUCAUUUGACAGUGAUAUUAAUAAUGAUCAAUUAUCAUCAAACACAAGUCCACAAACAUUUAAAGGUAAAGUAAAAGAUUAUUUACAACGUCGUUAUUUAGAACAAGUUCGUGAACAUGAAUCUCCUAAAGAAACCUUGACAAAAUUUCCUAAUGAAAAUACAAAUUCACUUGAUAUAUCAUCAAAUUCAAAUGUUAAUAAACCUUUAAUAACUUUAAAAUCUCAUUCAUUUGAUUCAUCAUCAAUUGUAACUGAACAACCCAUAGCUGGUAAUUUAAUUCAAACAAAUUCUCCUUCUUUUCUACAUUCACAAAGCAAACGAGGUUUAUUACAACGUUCUACAAAUAUUGAUAUGGAUGAUACAUCGAAUGCUACUGGAAACAUUAUUUUUACUAUAGAUCAACAUGAUGAUGACGAUGAUGAUAAUGACAAAUCUUGUGUAUUUCGACAUUCAUAUUCUGAAUCACAAACAAACGAUAAUAACAAUCAUUGGUUUAUACCUUGUUAUCAUGCAGGUGAACAGGAAAAAGACAAAAGAACAUCAUCGUUUUCUAGUAGAAUAUCAUUACCACAUAUGCCUCAUUUAGCAUCAAGUGAUCCUGGUCCAUUUCAUUCACCAUGGUUUAAUACAUCUACUUUUUCCUAUGAAUUUCGGUUUCCUGAAUGUCAAGAACAACUAGCUGCUAAUUCAGAAGGAAGUAUUGCUCAAUUAUCAACGUUAACAAACACGCUGUGUGAUGAAUCAACUGACUUUGCUCUUGUUAGUCCAGGAUGCAAAACAGAAAAACACGACGUAAUUACUUCUAAAGAUUUAUCGUCGAUUCUAUCUUGUCAGAUUUGUGGACAAGAAUUUGUUUCACGUCAAAUGUAUUUAACCCAUUGUCGCACUCACCUUAAAAAUUCAUCUCAAGAUGAUCUUUCUGAUAUAUUAGAUUUCGAUCCAAAUUAUGAUCGUUCUAGUAAUUCACGUGAUUUUUCAUGUAAAAUAUGUUCAAAACAUUUUGCUCGUAGUGAUAUGUUAAAUCGACAUUUACGUUUACAUGCUGGUACUCGUCCAUAUCGGUGCGUAAUAUGCAAUGCUUAUUUUUCACGUAGUGAUCAUUUAUCAACACAUUUUCGUACACAUACGGGUGAAAAACCUUAUACAUGUUCCCAAUGUUCAUAUUCCGCAUGUCGACGAGACAUGAUUACAAGACAUUUAAAAAUUCAUACGAAACAACGUCCAGAACGAAAACGUUCUACGACAACUAUUGCUUCAAAUGGCGAUUCUUCAAAAUAA
Messenger RNA from Rotaria sp. Silwood2, 1563 nucleotides. The record is from the annotation of a GenBank genome assembly. NCBI's taxonomy places the organism in Eukaryota, Metazoa, Rotifera, Eurotatoria, Philodinida, Philodinidae.